CAAAUCUGAUUUUAACCAACCAAGAACCGACCAAGUCUGAGAAUCAGCAGAGAUGCGACACACUCUGCGAAUAACAUCCAAAAUUUUUCAAAUCAAACAAAUCAAAAUUCCAUCUUGAUUUGAGCGCAGGCAGCAGGAAUCAAUCCAUCAAUCAAGCGUGAUCGGCACAGCUCACCGAUAAGCAAGGAUUCAUCACUCAAGCAAAAUCACGCAGCGAUGGCGAAACGCUUUGGAUGUGGAUCUUUGGUGUCGUGGCUCCGCCGAAAAAUUGUGGACCCUCUUCACCAAAUCCUUCGCCGGGGAGCCGAGCCCAAGCAGCUCGCAUUCUCGGCUGCGCUGGGAAUCACUUUAGGGAUCUUCCCCAUCUGUGGGGUUACUGUGUUUCUAUGCGGGUUAGCUAUUGCGGUGCUUGGAUCCCAUUGCCAUGCUCCAACUGUAAUGCUGACUAACUUCAUGGCUACUCCGAUUGAGUUGAGUUUGAUGAUCCCCUUUCUACGAUUUGGUGAAUUCAUUACCGGUGGACCUCAUUUUGCUCUAACUUCGGAUGCUCUUAAGAAUGUCAUCACCGGACAAGCUUCAUGGGAAGUCCUGUAUAGCAUUUUCAACGCGCUGCUGGGAUGGUUUGUUGCUGCACCAUUUAUUUUAGGCGGCCUCUACGUGUUAUGCUUGCCAUGUUUCCGGAUGUUGGUUCACAGGUUUGCUGUCGUUCCUACAACCCCAAAAAAGCCACUCGGCUCAAUUGGGAGCCCAAGAAAGACUCCCAACUCCCCCCGUGAAGUCAGGCUAAAGGUCAGGACGUAUGAUUAAAGAAUCAACGGUACGCCAUCGCCAUCGCCAUUGGACACACCUUAGAUACAACUGUUUCAAAGCUUUUUUUGUACAGGCUGCUCUUCUAGCAUGUAAAUGUUGUACCCUAAAUUCUAUUUUUUUCUAGUUUCUUUGUCAUGUUUCUCUUACAAGGCAUCGUGAAUCAGACUUUCAAUUUAAUUUUUUUAAUCUCA
Molecule: messenger RNA, 1001 nt
Organism: Salvia hispanica
Lineage: Eukaryota; Viridiplantae; Streptophyta; Magnoliopsida; Lamiales; Lamiaceae
Cellular component (GO): intracellular membrane-bounded organelle
Source: RefSeq, a predicted model, not a curated record